CUCCUAUUUUUUUUUAAUUAUUUUAAUUAUUUUAAUUUCCAUAAAUAAAUAUAUAUUAUUUGCUUUUGCUUUAAAUCUCUUCCAAUGGAACCCUACUUUCGGUCGCAAUAGAUUGAGCCGCUGAUGUCGAUAAUGAUGUCAUGGGCUCUACUGUCUACAACUGCGUUUUCCAUCUGACAAAAGCCACUCGACUUGAGGCUUUAACCACCCAUUCUUUCAAUUUUGGUCAACCAUUCCGUCUCUCUCGCUCUCGCCUUCCCUCUAUCAUCCCCCCUCUUUAUCAACGCAGCUCUUUCUUUUCCUUUAGCUAUCUAUCUAUUUUCAUCCCGUUGGUUUGCUUUUCCUCAUUUGGCGGUUUUUUUUGGUCUUUGAAUUCGAGCCUUUUUUCGUUUGGAAUUUUGUUGGGUUUAAUUGCCGUGGGUGGUGGGCUGUUCACUUUUACUUUAAAAUUUUUAUCUUUUUUGUUCUGAGUCGUUACAGGUUAGUGGUGGGAAUUUUUAAGUUAGAAAGAAGGGAGUAUAGCUGACAAUGAAUUUAGCAAUUUUGAGCUGAUAAAGGCCAUUAUUUUUUUUUUCUCCUUGGCGUGCUGGUUUAGUUUCUUUUUUUUUUUUCAAGGGAAAAACUCACUAGUGGUUAGAAUUGUUUGUUGGGUCUUAAGUCAAUAUCGUGGAGUUGGAAUUAGGAUAUUCAGGGUUUAUUAGAUCAAUUCCUUUUCUAGUGGUUUUGAUUUUAUUUAUUCUUUUUGUGUUUAUAAUUAUUAGUUUGGUGUUCUAGGUCGAUACAGGAGGAAAUUGGAACUGGACUGGGAUUGCAAAUUCGGGGUUUAUUGGAUCUUUUGUGGAUUCUUUUUUUCUUCCACAGAAUAGAGAAGAAAAAAAAUUGAUUGGUGCUUGACCCAGUGAAAAAGCUGGUGGUCGGUUUUAACUAGGAAUUGAGAGGCAAAGGUGGUCUUUCCCAUUAAAUUGUCUUCCCUUUCUGGUCUCAUUUCUCUGAUUUUGGCACUCUUUGCAGGGAAUUUCUACGUCAACGAUUGUAAUGAUGCCAGCACAAUGAGAAUUUUUGUUGAUUAGGUCUUUAUUGAUUAUAAUUGGAUUGAGUUUUGCCAAAUUGCUUGCAAUUGAUUGAGCCUUUUUAGCUGGUUUGAGGUUUUCUCUAGUGUUUGUGGUUUUUCCCGGUAUCCUUUUUCUGGGCUUCUGAAAUUUUCUUCAGGAUUCACAAAAAUGGGUUCAAGGAACGGUGUGGAAGGUAGAAGUGCUGGAGCAGCUGAGAAUUUUGAUGUUGGAGAGGGAGCCUUGCGUCCAAAAGUGAGGGGGGUGGGAAGCAUGAGUAGCAAUGAUAUGUUUUUCAGAGCAGAUAAGAUUGAUUUGAAGGCCUUGGAUGUCCAGCUGGAGAAGCACCUGAGCAUGGUCUGGUCAAGAAAUAAGGAGCUCCCAAGGACAAAGGAAGAGUGGGAAAUUGAUCUCUCUAAACUGGACAUAAGAAACGUUAUUGCUCAUGGGACUUAUGGUACUGUUUUUCGAGGUGUUUAUGAUGGGCAAGAUGUUGCAGUGAAGGUAUUGGAUUGGGGAGAGGAUGGUUUUGCCACUAGUGCAGAAACUGCUGCUCUUCGGGCAUCAUUUCGGCAAGAGGUUGCUGUUUGGAAUAAGCUUGAUCAUCCCAAUAUUACGAAGUUUGUUGGAGCUUCAAUGGGAACCUCAAAUCUUAGGAUUCCUUCAAGUGAGGGUCAGAGUUCUUUUCCUUCUCGAGCAUGUUGUGUGGUUGUGGAAUAUCUUCCAGGUGGGACACUAAAGCAAUUUUUGAUAAGAAACAGACGGAAAAAACUUGCAUAUAAAAUUGUGAUACAACUUGCUUUGGACCUUUCUAGAGGUUUAAGUUAUCUACAUUCAAAGAAGAUUGUGCAUCGUGAUGUCAAAACUGAAAAUAUGUUGCUAGAUUCUCAUAGAAAUUUAAAAAUUGCGGACUUUGGGGUUGCUCGUGUUGAAGCUCAAAAUCCAAGGGACAUGACUGGUGAAACUGGUACUCUUGGCUACAUGGCCCCAGAGGUCCUUGAUGGUAAGCCUUACAAUAGAAAAUGUGAUGUCUACAGUUUUGGCAUAUGUUUAUGGGAAAUCUACUGUUGCGACAUGCCAUAUGCUGAUCUUAGCUUUUCUGAAGUCUCAUCUGCAGUUGUACGACAGAAUUUGCGACCAGAAAUACCUAGAUGUUGUCCUAACUCAUUUGCAAAUAUCAUGCGUAAAUGCUGGGAUGCAAAUGCAGAUAGAAGGCCUGAGAUGGAUGAGGUGGUGAGAUUGUUGGAAGCAGUUGACACAAGCAGAGGAGGCGGCAUGAUACCAGAGGACCAGGUUCCCCAUGGCUGUUUUUGUUUUAGCGCAGCUCGUGGUCCUUGAUAUUCUUCCCUUCUUUUCCAUUGUGUUUAUUGAUGAAAUGAAUUCCAAAGUAUGUCUAUAAAUGUUUUAGCAAACUUGCCCAGUCGGUUGUGAGAUUAUUGACUGGCAAUUGGCCUUUUUGUUGUAUAUUGACCACAGCACAAGCAAAGAAUUAUUGAAUGUUUUUUUUUUUUCCCGCAAUAUAUAAUCUUUCCAAAGCUUUCUAACGUUAA
Molecule: messenger RNA, 2599 nt
Organism: Nelumbo nucifera (sacred lotus)
Lineage: Eukaryota; Viridiplantae; Streptophyta; Magnoliopsida; Proteales; Nelumbonaceae
Product: Protein kinase superfamily protein
Biological process (GO): protein phosphorylation
Cellular component (GO): plasma membrane
Molecular function (GO): ATP binding; protein serine/threonine kinase activity
Source: RefSeq, a predicted model, not a curated record